Messenger RNA from Pieris brassicae (large cabbage white), 1077 nucleotides. Its product is annotated as lipase member H-A-like. The record is from RefSeq and is a predicted model, not a curated record. NCBI's taxonomy places the organism in Eukaryota, Metazoa, Arthropoda, Insecta, Lepidoptera, Pieridae. The coding region runs from base 1 to 1077 and encodes 358 amino acids. The transcript has 3 exons. Gene Ontology annotation, molecular function: lipase activity.
AUGGUAUCAGUUCUGUGGUUAUGUUUAUUGUGGAUUGACAAUGUGUGGACCGAGAACAGUACUAAAGAAUUGGAGGGGUACCCAUCCGGAUAUUUGGCUGAUUGUCCAGGAUCAAACAAAGAAGCCAUAAUCACCAAGAAGAGUCUGAAAUAUUUGACUAUAACAGUGGACAAUGGUCUCAGCGGUAGAAGAAGAAAAUACAAUUAUUAUGAAACAAGCGAAUUAGCGCGAGAUCCCGACUUAGACUUUAGCAAGAAAACAAUGUUGUAUGUUGGAGGAUAUUUGGACAGUCCGAGUUUCAUGUUUGCAUCAACUAUAGCCCUUAUUUAUAGAGAGCUAGGUUAUAAUACACUUUUAUUGGACACAAAUACCUUCACCACUAUGGAAUAUCCUAGAGCUGCGCGAUUCAUGCGUCCAGUGGGGAAGCAUACAGCCAAAAUGUUAGCUGACCUGACCCAGGAAGGCCUAGAUCCAAAAAAGUUGGAGCUGAUAGGUCUAAGUCUCGGAGCACAAACUGCAAGCUUGAUAGCCAAAAAUUACGAACUACUUACAGGUGUAAAAAUAUCCCGGCUCACUGGCUUAGAUCCAGCAGGACCUUGCUUCAGAAACCUCGGCCCAGAAGACAGGAUCGAUAAAAGCGAUGCUGAUUUCGUGGAUAUUAUAGCGACGAAUAUUGACGGGUAUGGAAUGGCAGCUCCGGUGGGACACGUAAAUUUUUACGUCAACGGUGGAGAGUACCAGCCGGGCGACGUUUUGUGGACAUUUUGUAAUAUACUCUGUAGCCAUAUACGGUCGUUCACAAUAUGGUUAUCUGCAUUGCGGAAUCCCCAUUCGUUCGUCGGUCUCCAGUGCGACUCAGUGCAGCAAGCGAGAGAAAAGCUGUGUUACGACCGAGACCCAAUCGUAACAAAUGUGUUGGGAUUGAAUUCUGAUAGAAGUCAGCAUGGUAUAUUCUACUUGAACACGGAUAAUAAGUAUCCAUAUUUUUUGGGAGAAAAGGGCCUUUUAAAGGAGAACGACUUCUUAUUAUCUCAAACUAAAGCCUUGAAUAAACAAAAUGUGAUCAAAAUGAAGUAG